Messenger RNA from Soboliphyme baturini, 741 nucleotides. NCBI's taxonomy places the organism in Eukaryota, Metazoa, Nematoda, Enoplea, Dioctophymatida, Soboliphymatidae. The record is from the annotation of a GenBank genome assembly.
UUCCUGGGAAACGAAAUGUUGCGUAAAACCCGGAGUGCAACACCUAAUGUCCCGCCGCGUCAUGUUUCCGGGAUUUCCGGCAUACAUCUGUUGCCGUACAAUAUCGAUUUCGUGCGAGGUUCCUGGUGGCCUAAUUUGGAAGAUUUGUGGCAGCAGAACAUUCCCGUAUUUCGGUACACACAGAAGCCAGGGGACAUUGUUUGGGUGGGUAGCGGGGUUGUGCACUGGAUUCAAGCAACGGGAUGGUGCAACAGCAUUUCGUGGAACGUCGGUCCGCUGACCAGUUUCCAGUAUUCGGUGGCAUUACACCGCUACGAAUGGAACCGGUUCAUCUCGUACAAGUCGGCAGUGCCUUUGAUUCACCUCACAUGGCAGUUAGCUCAAAACAUACGAUUCGCCGAUGCGCGUUUGUUCGACCUACUGAAGCAAACGUUGGCACGCUCCCUCGUCUAUUGUCAGCUGUCGAUCAACUUCGUCACCGGCAAGUUCAACAAGGAGUUGAAGCACAGUUCGCGAACGCUGGGCGAGGUCGCUCACUACUGUCGAAUCUGUGAGGCAGAGGUUUUCAACGUGCUCUUCGUGACAGAAAACGAAGGAAAGUACAUGGUGCAUUGUUUGCACUGUGCGCUGCGCAUCGACGCUCAGCUGAAAUCGUUUACAGUCUUGAUUCAGUACCUGAUGGACGAACUGGCUGUCAUAUACAAUGAAUUCGUCUUAAUCCCGGUAAGAGCAAAGUUGUAG